UUUUUAUCCCUCAUAUGUGUUAGGCCAAUUAAUCAUGAGUGAGGCAAAGACAGAGAACGUCGACAGGGACAACCGGGCUGCAAAAGACCAAGUCUUCCUUCUCCUUAACAGACUGUUGCUACAGGAAACGGCUGGGCACAGGCGUUCCAAAGCCUUGUGCUAUGAAGACAUACUAAUGACCAUUGUUGGGACUAGUGUACUCGCAUCAGGAGAUUUUGGAGACGAGCCUCGGGCGCAAUAGAAAGCUUAGACACUACUACCGCUGCACGCAGGCCUAACCUAUACCAGUC
Molecule: messenger RNA, 290 nt
Organism: Colletotrichum navitas
Lineage: Eukaryota; Fungi; Ascomycota; Sordariomycetes; Glomerellales; Glomerellaceae
Exons: 1
Coding region: 35-241 (68 amino acids)
Source: RefSeq, a predicted model, not a curated record